GAGCUGGCAACACCAAUUUCAUGAGGACAGAGAGAAAGGUACAACAUGCAAUAUGAUACUUUGUCACUGUCCUCACUCAGGUCCCCAUACCUGGGAAGGGCUUGGCCGGGCUUUGACAACCGCUUCGCCUCACACGCUGCUCUCUACCAGCAGACAGCUCUCAGAAGAACAGCAUUACGUGGCGGGAGGCCCUGAAGUCUGAGCCAGGGCCAUGGAGGGCUCUGUGCUGAGCCCCACGUCCUGGGAGAAGCGGCGGGCCUGGCUCCGGCAGAGCCGCCACUGGCAGACCCAGGUCUUGGAAGAGGAGGCCGGGGCUGUCCUGCAAGAUGUCUCAGAUCCUGAGCCUUCCAGCCUGGAUGACGUUUUCCAGGAAGGGAAUCCGAUCAGUAAGAUUGAAGACUGGCUACAGGACUGCGGGUACUCUGAAGAAGGGUUUUUUGAGGAAACAGGACAGUCAGGCUACAGUGGGUGCCUCAGCCAUGGAACCAGCUUCGAAGAUGAUUUGACCCUAGGAGCAGAGGCCACACUGUUGGCCGCCAAUGGCAAAGUCUUCUCCAGGAGUCUCCUGGAGACAGCCCGGCCCUUCCAGCUACUGGAUCUUGGCUGCAGUUUGGCUUCCAGCAGCAUGACCAGUGGGACCAACAAGACUAGUUCAAGCAUCUCUGAGAUUCUGGACAAGGUGCAAGAAGAUGCAGAAGACAUCCUCUUCAGUCUGGGCUUUGGCCAAGAGGACCACAAGGACAAUUCUCGGAUUCCCGCCCGAUUUUUCACUACCCCUUCUCAGGCCAAAGGCAUUGAUUUCCAACUCUUCCUGAAGGCCCAGGUGCGGAGGGUUGAGACGGAGGACCCUUGCCUCAUGCUGGCCAGCAGGUUUAAGCAGGUGCAAACACUGGCCGUCACUGCUGAUGCCUUCUUCUGUCUCUACUCCUAUGUGUCUAAGACACCUGUCCAAAAGUUCACACCAUCCCACAUGUUCUGGAACUGCAACCCUGAUGUGCCAUCCAUCAAGAUUCUGGCUCCACAACCUGAACCUCAGUCACCCAGAGAGCGCCUCCGGAAAGCCAUCUCCAAGAUGUGCCUGUAUACAUGUCCCCGAGACCGGCUAUCAGCACCCCAUAAUAUCACCAAAAAGAACAGUUUGGACCAAGUGGUACGGGAAGUGAUGGACAGAGUGAGAGGAGAUAAACUGGUCUUCCAACAAGACCUUGGGUUUGGGCCAGGCUCAGAGGAAGAUCCCGUUCCUCCCACCAGGGACACAAAGCUGCCCACUUCUUCUGGUCCAUGUGCCCUUUGCCAUAAAGAGGAAACACAGCAGGGGAUAUCCACAAUGCAAACACCAUCACAAACUCUGGAUUCGAACCCAGAGGCAACCUGUUGCACACAUUCUUUGCCCAAAGCAGAUCUACAGUGGAGCACAGACCCUGCACAGGUGAAGAGAGAGCUGUGGGGUCUACAGGCCACUAGUAAGGAAGUCCAUUUAGCCAAGGAUGCGACUUUCUGGAAAAGAAAGAGCAGAGCAAGAAAGAGCCUGUUUCAGGAGAAUCCCAUGAGCAGGAUGGUUAAGUCAUUGGACUUGUCCAUCAUCCAGCAGAGCCAAGAGCACCCAGCACUGCACCCAUCUCUAACCCAGCAGCUGCAGGACACUUGUGACUUGGAGGACAUGAGAGGGUUGGGGGCAGGAGAGAGGCUGGCAGAGAAAGGCUUUGUAUUCUUGCCAUUGGGUAAAGGGAAUCCAGGCUCCCUGUCCUCGCCAGAUAUCCCAAUUCUUGAACUACAUUCGGAAACUUUUGGGAGUAGGUUAAUGGAGAAGGAUUAAUAGGUGUGAUUUCUUAAGAGCAUCCAGGUUUCCAGAACUUUUCUAAUUCCUCAUCUGAUCUGAUCUUCACUGAAGUUUCUCAUCAAGCACACCUGUCUAUCAUUUGUGGGAUCAGCACAAGAGUAUAAAUAGAGGUCGAUUAUACACUAAGCUAAACACUAUGAAAUAAAGUAUGUUCUCUUCUACAUCAAUAAAUAUGUAACCAUAAAGACCUGGAAGUCCAGGUUCAAAUUUAAAUUCUCAGACUCUUCGGAUUUCUGUGCUAGAACACAGCAGUGUGGGCAGAGCCACUCCCUAGUUCCUGGACUGUCACCUUCUCUUCCCACGCCCAGAUCUGUCCUAAACCACAAAGACUUUGCUUAUAGAUGUGUGAGCACCCCAGCCUGCAUAUCCAAAAGCUACACACACAAAAUAGCCAUCUACUCACAAAAAUAGCCAUCCGCUGGUCAUCACUCAUGCCUAGGAGUGCAUACGUUAGUCCAGAGGUUAACCUUUUAAGACAACAGAUAUCAGGCAAAACCAGUGCAAUUCCCUGAAGAAGCCUUGAAGCCAUCUGAGCACAAUAUCUGGGCAUCCUUUGUAACCAGAACAUGUUCUAGAAGGGGUAGUGCAGGAUCCAGGUGGGCAUAUCAUGUAGGUCCACCAACUCUUCAUCCUGUGAACUCUCAAAAACCUAAGACCUCUCUUGCCUGGGACUAUAGACAGUACUGCCAUCAAAUGCUGAGCUCUCUUGGGAAAGUUCUCAGACCCUUGCCACAAAGAGAAGCUGUGAUGAUUUGUAAUAUCGUUUGCAUGUAUGUCACCUCUCACUGGACAUAGAGCUGCACCUCAGCUCCUGCGUUCCUCACUACCACAUUCCUGCCAAGACAGAAGAAUCCAAGUCUCUCAAGUACACUCAGCCUCUUUCCCCUAUGGCCACCUGCCAUCCAACACCUUUCCCCACUGGCUCUGGGUUCUGCUGGGAUCUUGGUUACAGGUGCAAAGCCAUAGUGAGGACGAAGAGAGCUGCCGGCCCAACAGUCCCAGACACCCCCACCUGUACCAGAUGUGCCAGCAAAGACUCAGGCAGUAAGUGGGUCUCUCCCUCCUCUCUCUCUCUCUCUCUCUUUCCCUUCUGCCCUCCCUCAGGCAGUGAUUCUCAGACCUGGCUGCAUAUUGUGAUUGCCCAGGAAAAUUUUUUUAAAUACCCAUGACGAAGGGUCUCACAUCCUGUGAUUCUGAUUUAAUUGACAUUAAUUAAAUGUCAUGGCAUGGAAACCAGUGCCUGACCUUUUGUUUUUAAGCUCCUCAGGUGAUUCUACUAUGGCUGGUUAGAUACUUCUUUAGUUCAGUGGUUCUCAGACUUCAGCAUCAGAAUCACCUGGAGGGCUUAUUGAACUACAGAUGUCUGGGCCCAAAUCCCAGAGUUUCUGAUUGAGUAGCCCUGGACAGGGCCCAAGAAUUCGCAUUUGUAACAAAUUCCCAGGUGAUGCUGAUGCCACUGGUCUUGUAAUCACAGUCUGAGAACUGUUCUGGGGUAAAUUCUGUAUAACCUUCAUAUUCCAAACGUAGCCUGCAGACUGGCAGCCCUAUAGCAUCACUUGGGAUUUUGUUAGAAAUGUAGAAUCUCAGACCCCACCCCAGAUCUCAGGAAUCACAAUUUUAUCAAGACCCUUAGGUGGUUUAUUUGCAUGCUGAAGUUUGAGAAGCAUUGCCGGAGUUUUUAACCAUAAAGAGCUACGUCCUGGCUCCUGCUUAGGGCUACAUUCUAAUCAGCCCACAUCACCACAUGGGGAAGGCCCCGUGUAUCUCGCAGCUAUGUUCCCCUAAACUCUGAGCUCCUUCCAGUAGGUCUGAUGUCCACAGUUCUCCUUCCCUUGUCAAAGAAGGAUAACAAAUCUCACAUAGGUGGUUAUUGCAGCUAAAAUGUCUUUCCUUUCAAUGCGAGUUUGAGUAUUAACUGUGUCACUUAACUGUGUUCAUUAACUUUGAACGCUUUGGCUAAAGAUUCAUUAUUUAAACUAAGUAUAAGUGAGGCUCCUGUAGUCUUUACCACCUAUCCCCUAGGACCAUAGAGAAGAUGGCAUCAGGAAAAAAUUAUUUUUCUAAGAUAGCAGGACUUGAAAUCCUUCUUGAAUUAAGGCAAUGAGUCUUGCUUAGAGUUCCUUCCAUUUUGAAUCUCUUAGUACUAUUGACUGCACUUCCUUGCCCAAUAGUCAUUUUGGGUCAGUACUCGAAAUUUACUGUGUUACUUGUCCAGAAUCACAGAGAUCUUUACAUUUCUAGCUCUUCUAACUUUCUGUGAUUGUAGAGCCCUAGUUGCUUUUCUUUCUCUCUUACUCAUUACUUUCAUCUCCAGAUAUAUAAAUUGUAUGUAUACAGUAGUCACUCACAAAAGAAGUAAAUAUCAGAAGGCAGCAAUAUAUUAUAUAUAGUUGGGAGAAGUUUAGGAUAUGGAGUCAAACGACCCAUUCUAUACUUACUCAAUGAUCUUGUAAAAAUCACUUAACUUUAAUUUUAUCCUACAUAAGAGGAGACUAAUAAUAAUUGUGUGUGUGUGUGUGUGUGUGUGUGUGUGUAUGGACUGGACAUUUAUGUAGAGUUUCAACCCCUUAUAGAGAGUUCGUGAAGGCAAUGUAACAUAUUAGAACAACAAUGGUGUUGCUGAUUUUAGAAAAGGUAAUCAUGGGCAUAAAAUAUUUAGAUCAGUGAUUCUCAGUCCUACAAGGUUUUUUUUAACUGCUAUUUCCUGGAGUCCAACCAAUAGAGUUAAAUGCAAAUCUCUAAGGUUUGGACUUGGGCAUCAUUUAUUCUUCUUUUAAAGCUUUCCUAUUGCUGCAUAGCAAACCAUCUAAAAGGUAGUGGCUUAAAGAAAACGUUGUUUCUUAUUUCUCACUAUUUUGUCGGUUUACUGGAAGAUUCCCCUGUUUGUCUCACCUGGGCUCACUUAUGCAGCUGUUUUGGACUAUUUGGCUGGGCUGGAUUGGAAGGUCAAAAAUGGACUCCCCCACAUGUCUGGAACCUUAGUGUUGACUGUCAAAGGGAGCCCUCUCCAUGUGGUGUGUCUUUCUUUGAUAGUCUAGCUUGUCUUUCCUAUUUUGCUGAAUUCCUAAAUUCAUCAAAAACUGAAAUUCCAAUGCUUCUAUUUACGGGUAUGUUGCAAGUUUCACAACGUCCCCUUUACCACAUGUUAUUGGUCAAAUCAAGUCACAAGACCAAACUGAAUUCAAAGGGAAGGAAAAACAGACUUUUUUUUUUUUUUUUUUACAUUUUUAUUCAUUUUUGAGAGACAGAGGGAGACAGAGUGUGAGUGGGUAGGACGGAGAGAGAGAGGGAGACACAGAAUCCGAAGCAGGCUCCAGACUCUGAGCUGUCAGCACAGAGCUCAACAUAGGUCUCAAACUCAUGAACCACAAGAUCAUGACAUGAGCCGAAGUCAGACGCUCAACCGACUGAGCCACCCAGGCAUCCCCAGACUCUAUUUUUUAAUAGGAGUGGCAAGAUCACAUUGCAAAAAACCAUGUGGAUGGGAGGGUUGUCAUGCCACUUUACAAACGGUCCAUCACAAUGAUCUCAGUGCACCGUGAGGAUUAAGAAUAACUGCUUUCAUGGGGCACCUGGGUGGCUCAGUCGGUUGAGCGUCUGACUUCGGCUCAGGUCAUGAUCUCGCGGUCUGUGAGUUCAAGCCUCCCUGUCGGGCUCUGGGCUGACAGCUCAGAGCCUGGAGCCUGCUUCGAAAUCUGUGUCUCCCUCUCUCUCUGCCCCGACCCUGCUCACACUCUGUCUCUGUCUCUCAAAAAGUGAAUAAACAUUAAAAAAAAUAUAUUAAAACAAAAAAGAAAGAAUAACUGCUUUCAUUAAAGAGCUUACUCCUCACAUAUUAAAGAUACACUGGGGGUAAGUUUUCAUUCUAUAGCUAACUCAGACUCAGCCACAGCAUACAAAUUUGAAAAGGAAAUUAAUUGCUAGACUUACCACGUUAAAAUAGAAACUGCGGAGUCUGUGCUCCACAGCUAGGUUUCUUUGCCACUGACUUAAUUUACUCUGAAAUACAAAGCUUUGCGCAAGUGUUAUUUGUCCAGCAGAUGUCAGCCUCACACAAGAAAAUGCCAAGAUGUCUGGCAAAGCAGGCCGUGUGCAGGUUCUAUGUUUUACUUUCUGGGCAGUACCUACAACACCCGGGACACCGGUUCCUCUCACAAAACUGUCCUCCAGGGAAAAAGUAUUGUUAGGAGUUGUAAAUUUUAGAUAAGGAAUCAGAUUCUGUUUUCUGCCAGGGACAUGUGGUUAGAAAUGAUGUAUUUCCCUUAUUCUAAGGACUGCAUUUUUCCACAUUUUAAUAUCUCUGAAAUAGAAUGGGUCUUACAACUGACAGUGCCGAUGUCUAUUUUUUAUUCCUCUUUAGUGAAAUAUAAAAUAAAGGAGUCUUGCAAAA
This is a messenger RNA of Neofelis nebulosa (Clouded leopard), 6230 nucleotides long. RefSeq names its product thymocyte expressed, positive selection associated 1 (gene TESPA1). The record is from RefSeq and is a predicted model, not a curated record. Gene Ontology annotation, molecular function: signaling receptor binding. NCBI's taxonomy places the organism in Eukaryota, Metazoa, Chordata, Mammalia, Carnivora, Felidae. The transcript is spliced from 9 exons. The coding region runs from base 212 to 1816 and encodes 534 amino acids.